Messenger RNA from Ictalurus punctatus (channel catfish), 1858 nucleotides. RefSeq lists its product as uncharacterized. Gene Ontology annotation, cellular component: centrosome; Golgi apparatus; intraciliary transport particle B. Gene Ontology annotation, biological process: intraciliary transport; non-motile cilium assembly. NCBI's taxonomy places the organism in Eukaryota, Metazoa, Chordata, Actinopteri, Siluriformes, Ictaluridae. The record is from RefSeq and is a predicted model, not a curated record.
CACUGGUUGGCGCUAGCUAGCUAGAUGAAUUACCCCUGUUCAAAUUUGCUAGCUAAUUCAAGUUUUCACCCCAAACUCCGCUGGUUUUCAGUAUACUAAACGCAGAACCCGUUGCCUAACAUUUACAGUAGUAACCGCCCGGGUGGAUAGAAAAACAUGGCAGAGGAUGGUCGAAGGGAACAUGAGGAUGAACGGAGUCCUGCAUUACAGCACCAGAUGUUUGUGGUUAUGGAGGACUUGUUAGAUAAACUAAAACUGUUGGACUAUGAGGAACAAGUCCUUGAAAAGCACAACAUGAAACCUCUAUCCAGGCAUUAUUUUGUAGCAAGUUCAUACACAGUGAGUAACCCUGGUGAACAAUUCUACAUGUUCAGUGUCAUAGCAGCGUGGCUCAGAACACUGUGUGGCCGGUCAUUUGAAACACCACAGGAAUAUGAUGACCCCAACGUGAUUGUGUCAAACAUCCUGACGGACCUUAGGGCACAGGGUGGGCUGGUUGACUUCCCUCCAUUUAAGCUGAAGUCUGGUUCUGGUGAACAUGUGUGUUAUGUCUUGGACCGCCUGGCAGAGGAAGCCCUUAGGUGUGGACAGUUUGUCUGGAAGAGGCCUCUUUAUCCAUCAGAGGAAUUGGAGGAGGAGUCUGUGAUAGAGGAUGAUGCUGAGCUCACAAUCAGCAAAAUGGAGGAGUUGACUCUGAGGAGUGGUCGACCGUCAGCUGUGAACAGAGAGGAGGCGGGUCAAACUGGCAGACUCGGGCGUGAGCAGAACUUUGCUGUCCUUGUCGGCAGACUUGGGCAUGAGCAGAACUCGGCUGUCACUGUCGGCGGACUCGGGCGUGAGCAGAAGUUGGCUGUCCGUGUCGGCGGACUCGGGCUUGAGCAGAACUUGGCCUGCCAUGUCGGCCGACUUGGACAUGAGCAGGGCUUGGUUGUCCCUACAGUUGGGACAGUAACUGGGCUUUACAGUGGAUCUGUGGAGCUGAGACCCCCUCCUGAACCUCAGGCUGGAGCUCUGGUGUUGGAGCCGCCAUGUGGACCUCUAACUGGAGCACGGCAGACGCUUGUGCUGACACCAGCUGCUCUGGAAGCACUCCUUAGAGCAGAAAAAUGCUUCCUGGAGACCCAGCUUCUUGCAGGUGGGACACUGGAAUUGAGUCUCUUUCCCGCAGUCCUCAGUCAUACAUCUCGGAGAAACCUUCCCUGCGUUGGACGGAACCUGAAGCGAAUCGGUGGAGACUGCCCUGUCAAUCCCCUCAUAAUAGAGGUUGAAUGGCAGGCUGCAGAAAUAUUCCUGGCAACUGAAAAGGAACUCCAGCGGGUAGCUCCCCAAUCCCACUGUCUCCGGCAGAAGUUCGACGGCGUACCGUUGAGGGAACUGCACAGACGAAAAAUGCGGCCAGUAAUCCGAGCGUUCCCCGAUGAGGCCAAGGAGCUGUAUCAGUGGGGCAGUGGAGGAGUGACUAAAAGAACCAGAACUAUGGCAGAGAUCAGUGAGGAGCUUGAGAAAAUCAAACAGGAAAUAGAUGAGAAGGGUAGCAGCAUGUCAGAUGGAGCUCCAGUAGUAAAGAUCCGGCAGAGUCUGACCAAGUUAAAGCAGGAGAUCCAGGAGAUGGAUGUGUGACAAAAUGACCAGAGACAUGCAUGCCACACACAUCACAGAGACUACUACACAAACCUACUCAUAGCCAUACACUAUACAGUUGCAAUCAUGACCUGUUUUCUAUGUCUUAUUUUAUUGAAUAAUGAUAACCAUUUCUGAAUAUUACUGGAAUCUUAUUUGUUGAACACAUAAAUCCCUACACAUUACUCGCGUGUGUCACGAUUCCUCCCUGAAGCAGCGUGCUCUAAGCGCGAAUGCG